GCGUUCUGAGCGCAGAACGGUGAGCAUCAUAGGCUGCAUUUAAGGAAACGGGCCACCACAGCACUUUUUUGACUUUCCAUAAUGUUCUAGAAUCGGCCACUAUAGGCUCUUUAUACAUUUCAAGGAGGAUGUUUGCUGUUGGGUCCACGAACGACGUUUUGCUGUGAAACCGCCGACGGUGGGAAUCUCUGGUCUAGUUCAGAGAGAGAGAGAGAGAGAGGGAGAGAGAGGGGGAACCUUCAAUUAUUUCCUGCGCCAAGAAUCCCAAAGACAUGGUCCUUCCAUCCAAUCUGUGAUGAGCGGGCUGUGAGCGCGAGCAGGACGUGUGCUGCCGUACUUUCCCAGAGGAUGCUGCUCUGCUGAGGGAGGACCGCCCCGGGACCCCCCCUCCCCGCCGCCCCCAGGGCCCCUCCGUCAGGGACCCAGCAUGUCGUACCACCACCAGCACCACCAGCGCCGCGCCAUGAGCUCCGAGGAGAGGUGCGCCACGCCGGUCAACAAGAUCUCCACGCCGACGCACAAGAGCGCCUCCUCCUCCUCCUCUUCGCAGCGCGACAGCCGACAGGAGGCCGACAGCUGGGAGAUCAUCGAGGGCCUGAAGAUAGGCCAGAGCAACGUGCAGAGACCGGACAAACACGAGGGCUUCAUGCUGAAGAAGCGGAAAUGGCCGCUGAAAGGCUGGCACAAGCGGUUCUUUGUUCUGGACAAUGGGAUGCUGAAGUACUCCAAGUCUCCCAUCGAUAUCCAGAGGGGUAAACUGCACGGCAGCAUCGACGUGGGGCUGUCCGUCAUGUCGGUGAAGAAGAGGGCGCGGCGCAUCGACCUGGACACCGAGGAGCACAUCUACCACCUGAAGGUCAAGUCCCAGGAGAUCUUCGACGCCUGGGUGUCCAAGCUGCGCCACCACCGGCUGUACCGGCAGAACGAGAUCGUGCGUUCCCCGCGCGACGCCACCAUCCGGAUGUUCCCCCCCCCCCCUCCGGCGCCGGCGCCCGCAGCGGCGGAGUCACCGCAGCCCCCGCCCCCCGCGGUGCACGAAGUCAAGGCUAAGCCCAGUAACCUCCCGUGGCAGCCCGUGGCCCCCAGCAGCAGCAGCUGCAGCAGCAGCCUCCCCGCCUCCUACAGCAACGGGCAGAGCAAGGUGGCCGCCUGGCUCCAGGAGUCUGAGGAGAUGGACAAGUGUGCGGAGGAGUUGGCACGCUGCCAGUCGAGCCUGAUGGAGCUCAGUAAGUUACUGCAGAGUCUGGAGAUUCUCCAGCGCACCCAGUCUGCCCCCAACUUCACAGACAUGCAGACCAAUUGCGUAGAGUUAUCAAAGAAAGAGAAGCGGUUGAACCGAAGAUGGAGAACAAAAAGUGUCGGGAAAGACUCUAAGUUCCAGCUCCAGGUACCCCUGUCCUCGGCCAUCCCCCCGGUCCGCCUCCACUCGUCCAACCCCAACCUGUGCGCUGAGCUGGUGGACUUCCAGGUGCCGCCGCCGCGCCACGCCGACUGCGUGGAGGGGGCCGGCGACUACAUCAAGCUGCAGGAGGACUUCUGCACCAUCGCUCAGAAGGUCCAUUGCCUGCUGCGGUCGGCCUUCAACACGGUGGGCAUCGAGAAGGAGAAGAUCAAGCAGAUCCUGUCGGACCAGGAGCAGAGCAGCCAGGCCGCCCAGAUCAACACCCUCAGGAAGUCCCUGUCCCAGGCGCUGUCACAGAACGCAGAGCUACGCACGCGCCUCAGCCGCAUCCACUCCGAGUCGGUCCUGAGCGAACAGGUGGUCAGCGUAAACAUCAUCUCCACGCCAGACGAGGGUGAGCAGAUGGGGAUCCCUCUGACCCAACAGGCCUCGAAUGAGAGCCGUCUCUCCAUGUCCGAGUCGGUGUCCGAGUUCUUCGACGCCCAGGAAGUGCUCCUGUCCGCCAGCUCGUCAGAAAACGAGGCCUCAGACGAUGAGUCAUACGUCAGUGACGUGAGCGAUAACAUUUCGGAGGACAACGCCAGUGUGACCGAUAAUGUCUCCAGACAGAUGGCCAACGGCGACUUCGUGGCCAGCGCUUUCCGCAACGGACGGCGUAUCUGCCUGCCGGCGCCGUCCCCGGACACCAGCAACAUCAACCUGUGGAACAUCCUGCGCAACAACAUCGGCAAGGACCUGUCCAAGGUGUCCAUGCCGGUGGAGCUCAACGAGCCGCUCAACACGCUGCAGCACAUGUGUGAGGAGCUCGAGUACAGCGAGCUGCUGGACAAGGCCGCCGAGACGGAGGACCCCUUCGAACGCAUGGUCAUCGUCGCAGCCUUCGCCAUCUCAGGCUACUCUUCCACCUACUACCGCGCAGGAAGCAAGCCAUUUAACCCUCUACUCGGAGAGUCCUACGAAUGUAUUCGGGAGGACAAGGGCUUCUGUUUUUUCUCUGAACAAGUCAGCCAUCAUCCCCCCAUCUCGGCUUGCCACUGCGAAUCCAAGAACUUCACCUUCUGGCAAGACGUGAGAUGGAAAAACAAAUUCUGGGGGAAGUCGAUGGAGAUUCUCCCGAUCGGGACGGUGAACGUCAUGCUGCCAAGGUUCGGGGACCACUAUGAGUGGAACAAGGUCACCACCUGCGUACACAACAUCCUGAGCGGCAGACGCUGGAUCGAGCACUACGGCGAGAUCACCAUCAGGAACACCAAGAGCAGCGCUUGCCUGUGCAAACUCACCUUCGUCAAGGGAAACUACUGGAGCUCCAACGUGAACGAGGUGCAGGGCUUUGUGAUGGACCAGGAAGGGAAAGUCGUCCAUCGGCUGUUUGGCAAGUGGCACGAGGGCCUCUACUGUGGCGUUCCACCCUCUGCCAAAUGCGUCUGGAGGCCAGGUUCCAUGCCCACAGACUACGAGCUGUACUAUGGCUUCACCAGGUUCGCUAUUGAGCUCAAUGAGCUCUGUCCAGAGUUAAAAGAUGCCCUGCCGCCCACAGACGCCAGAUUCCGACCCGAUCAAAGGCACCUGGAGGAGGGGAACCUGGAGAUGGCGUCGUCGGAGAAGCAGCGCAUCGAAGACCUGCAGCGUGUCCGCAGGAAGUGGAACGAGGACAACAACAUCAGACCCCAGCCUCGCUUCUUCAGGAAAGUGGUGGACGCCAACCAGAGAGAGAGGUGGGUUUCUAACAACACCUACUGGGACUUGCGCAAGAACCCUGGCUUCAUCAACAUGGAGUAUACGUUAGCCCUGUGGUAGCACAGGGCGCCGUGGAGUCGAGGAAGCGGUUGGCCCCGGCGUGCGUCGCGCCGCAGGAGAGGAUCAGCGAGGCCUGCUGUCUAUGCACAAUCCGUCACAGUGAUCACCGCUUUGCGAGACAGAACUCAGACGUGCAUGGAAGGACGGGACCGCGAGCCCCCAGCCCGGACCUCGCCCCGUUGCCCCGGCGACCGCCUCCCUCUCCCGGAACCCGGAGUGGGAGGCGGGGGCGGGUUCAGUGGCGAGGUCAUCCUGGUCGUCCAUCCAUGGAAGCGUCCGCUGC
Gadus chalcogrammus (walleye pollock) is the source of this 3482-nucleotide messenger RNA. RefSeq names its product oxysterol binding protein-like 6 (gene osbpl6). The coding region runs from base 428 to 3199 and encodes 923 amino acids. The transcript is spliced from 23 exons. Gene Ontology annotation, cellular component: cytosol; perinuclear endoplasmic reticulum; intracellular membrane-bounded organelle. Gene Ontology annotation, molecular function: cholesterol binding. The record is from RefSeq and is a predicted model, not a curated record. NCBI's taxonomy places the organism in Eukaryota, Metazoa, Chordata, Actinopteri, Gadiformes, Gadidae.